Messenger RNA from Gadus chalcogrammus (walleye pollock), 1839 nucleotides. It is a transcript of the gene stxbp1b, whose product is annotated as syntaxin binding protein 1b. The record is from RefSeq and is a predicted model, not a curated record. Gene Ontology annotation, molecular function: syntaxin binding. NCBI's taxonomy places the organism in Eukaryota, Metazoa, Chordata, Actinopteri, Gadiformes, Gadidae. Gene Ontology annotation, cellular component: secretory granule; plasma membrane. Bases 19 to 1839 code for a protein of 606 amino acids. Gene Ontology annotation, biological process: neurotransmitter secretion; intracellular protein transport; vesicle-mediated transport. The transcript is spliced from 19 exons.
GCGCAGAGACGCGUCACCAUGGCACCCCUCGGACUCAAAGCACUUGUUUGUGACAAGAUCAUGAAUGAUGUGAUCAGGAAGGCCAGAGAGAAGGGGAAAUGGAAGGUGUUGGUGGUGGACAAGCUGAGUAUGAGGAUGAUCUCUUCCUGCUGCAAGAUGACCGACAUCAUGUCCGAGGGCAUCACCAUCGUAGAAGAUAUCACCAAGAAGAGAGAGCCUCUUCCCAGCAUGGAGGCUCUCUACCUCAUCACACCCUCAGACGAGUCAGUAGAUGUUCUGAUCGAAGACUUCAGAGACCCCAGGAACCCGCAGUACCGAGCGGCCCACGUCUUCUUCACCGACACUAUCCCAGACACACUGUUCGGCCUGCUGACCAAAUCCCGCGCCUCCAAGGCCAUGAAGGCCCUGACAGAGAUCCACGUCUCCUUCCUUCCCUAUGAGUCUCAGGUGUUCUCUCUGGACAGGGUGGAUGCGUUCCAGGACUUCUACAGCCCCUACAAGGCAGACGUGAAGAACAACAUGCUGGAGAGAUGUGCGGAGCAGAUCGCGACCCUGUGCGCUACGCUGAAGGAGUACCCGGGCAUACGUUAUCGAGGGGAGUAUAAAGACUGCGCUACACUGGCCCAGAUGCUUCAGGAUAAACUGGACGGAUACAAAGCAGAUGACCCCACCCUGGGCGAGGGUCCGGACAAGUCUCGUAGCCAGCUACUGAUCUUGGACAGGGGGUUUGACCCGGUCUCCCCCGUCCUCCACGAGCUCACCCUGCAGGCCAUGGGCUAUGACCUGCUGGGCAUUGAAAACGACGUCUACAAGUAUGAGACCAGUGGGAUGGGGGAGGUGAGGACCAAGGAGGUUCUGCUCGAUGAGGACGACGACCUGUGGCAGAGUCUGAGACACAAACACAUCGCAGAGGUCUCCACGGCCGUGACCCGCUCCCUCAAGGAGUUCUCAGCCAGCAAGAAGCUGAGCACAGGAGAGAAGACCACCAUGAAGGAGCUGUCCCAGAUGUUGAAGGCCAUGCCCCAGUAUCAGAAGGAACUGAGCAAGUACUCUACCCACCUGCACCUGGCUGAAGACUGCAUGAACCGCUACCAAGGAACUGUGGACAAGCUGUGUCGCGUAGAACAGGACCUGGCGAUGGGCACGGACGCAGAGGGGGAGAAGAUCAAAGACCCCAUGCGUGCCAUUGUGCCAGUGCUGCUGGACGCCAACGUCUCCGUCUCAGACAAGAUCCGCAUCAUCCUGCUCUACAUCUUCCUCAAGAACGGUGUCAGUGAGGAGAACCUGUGUAAGCUCCUCCAGCACGCCAACAUCCCCCCAGAAGACAGUGACAUCAUCUCUAACAUGGCUCAUCUGGGUAUGCCCAUCAUCGCUGAGGGAGUCCCCAAGAAGACCAAGAAACCCGACCGCAAGGAGAGGGUCAGCGAGCAGACGUACCAGCUGUCCCGCUGGACCCCGCUCAUCAAGGACAUCAUGGAGGAUGCCAUAGAGGAUAAACUGGACCCAAAGCUUUACCCCUACAUCUCCCAGCGCCAGGUCUCGUCCAAGUCCAGUGCUCCCUCCAGUGCUCGCUAUGGAAACUGGCACAAGAACAAGGGCCCCACUGAGAUGAAGACGGGCCCCAGGGUGUUGGUGUUCAUCAUCGGGGGCGUGACCUACAGCGAGAUGCGCUGCGUCUAUGAGGUCACCCAGGCAAACGGCAAAUGGGAGGCCAUCAUCGGCGCCACCCACAUCCUCACCCCCACCAAGUACCUUAAAGAACUACAGCACCCAGACUUCAUGGACCCCAACGCGCCACCCGAGGGCGCAGAAGGCCCCGCCGACCCCCCCGCAGAAUGA